AGAGUCGGAGCGUGGUGGGGGGCUCGGGGCUAUUUUUGUGGCUGCUCAGGGACCCGCACCGCUCAGGGACUUCGGGGGGCCGUUUAUGGCUCCGACUCCCGGCCCCCGGGGAACGGCGCGGAGGUGUGGGCGGGAAGAGCAGCCGUUGGAGGUCGAAGUGGGCGAGGAAGGGGGCUUGCGGCUCUCUGUCGGACCGGGGGCUGCUCGGGGGACCCGGCUUCAGGAAAGAGAGGACGCUCCUGAAGCUACGCAGAUGCUACUGCGGAGGGGACUGAGCGGAUUGGAGGAUGCUCGGGGGCUCCAGGGAUCGCGGCUUAGAGGCCUGGGUGCAAACCCUGCCUCUUCUGAACGCGGCGACCCCAUGGCUGCGGAGGCUGGGCUAGGCUUGCCCGGGACCGCUGGACCCUUCCUCCCGCGGGGCUGCCCUCCCUCCCUCGCUAGAGAUCGGGCUUCACUCCUGGGCCUUUGUCUCUUGGCUUCGCCGCUUCACCAAGCGCAGGAGCCUGGAGCCCUACUGCCCUCUGCCCAUUGGCUCCCUGGGGUUGUCCAAUGCGGUUACAUCAUCAUAUUUGCAUAUGACAUUGAGUCGUCACCAAGGCCAGCUCCUCCCCGCCACCCUCAGCUCCCCCAACUCUGACUGUCCUCUGGUGACCCGGCCGGGUUGGAGCUGGAUAGAGGCCUGAUGGGGAGAGGCCUGUGGCUGGACUGGAGGGACCCGGGAGGGUUGGGGGGCGGGGGUUAGAGUUCGAGGAAAUGACAAUUACUAACCUGAAGCCUGACAUCUAGGUUUAGUGGGUCUGGUCUCUCCAUAAGGCCACCGAGGGCAAGUAAUGAUGAUAUGCAUUAGACUUUAAAACUCCUGGGAAACUGAGACCUUUCUGUGCGAUUAGAGAAACACAAGCUCAGGGACUCCAAGAGUUGGAAGGCUGAUGCUGAUGCUGUUUCCCCUUAGCCUACCUAGCUCUGACUUUCACUCCAUAGUGAAAGACUACCCUGGGAAUGAGGGAAGUGAGGCACCAGUGGCAGGUAAUACAAUCCUGGAGCUUAUGACCUGUGGGGCAACAUUGCCUGUCUGUGGUCCAGUUGGAGCUGGUGAGGUCUCUGUAGGGCCAUUGAAGCUGGGUCUUCCACUGCUACCUCCCCCACCCCUACUUGUGCACCAUGUUCCAGCGCCUCACCAGCCUCUUCUUUAGCACCAGCCCACCCUCUGAGGAGCCUCCCUCUCCAACAGCCUUCAUCUGCCCUGAGGAUGAGGAAGAAGUGGAUGGAUGGCUCAUUAUUGACCUGCCUGAUAGUUUUGCUGCCCAACCAAGCCCCAAACCAGCCCCCUCCUGCUUGCUGGAUGAGAGCUGGUUUGUUACCCCUCCCGCCUGUUUCACUGCAGAGGGGCCUGAGCUGGGGCCUGCCCACUUGGAAAGCAGCCCCUUGGAGGACCUGCUCAUCGAGCACCCCAGUAUGUCUGUCUACGUCACUGGCAGUACCAUCGUCCUGGAGCCUGAGCCUGACCCCACGGUGACCCCACCCCAGAGCCCGCCCCCAGCCAGAGCUGGCUACCGGGAGGUCAUGCAAGUACAAAGGGAUCCAGGCCCCAGGCACCACACAGCCUCGAUGCCCCCUCGGACAGCAGUGCUGGAAAAGGCCAGUCAGGCCCGGUGGGUGCAGCGGGCCCGCCAGAGGGCUGACAGACAGAGGCUGAGCCCAAAAAUUGUCCAGCGGCAGAACCGUGUUCGAGAGCGCCACCCCCGCCGGUCUAAGCACCAGGGCAGCUUUCUCCACCAACCGUGCCAGCGCCAGUUCAAUUACUGACGCCCCCGAGGUCACCUGUCUGCCCACUCUGGGCUGCUCCAAUCUACACUGCUCUCAAAUAAACCUCUCACCAGCCUCCCUCCCUCCCCCGCCCCCCCCCCCCCGCUGACAACUACCCCUUACCCACUUAUUCUCACCAGCCUGCUCCUGCCACCUAUUCUGGACCUAAGUGGUGACUCCCACAUGCUCCAUGGACCUGUUGCCCAAGGCCCUGCUUCCCCAAGGGAGCCUCUACCCAAGGAGAGGGAGAGGUGUAGCUAGCCAUCCCUGUGGGGUAGCUGCCUCCCUCUGUUCAUUUCCCUGUCCAGAUGCCAGUCCCUUACUUUGGAUCUCUGCAUUCCCCAACUGAUUCCUCCCACUCCCUACCUCUAAAUCCUGAUCCCCCUCUUCAUCCUUGAUCCCCAUUUCCCUACAUCUGACUCCACCUGCACACAUACAAAACACUGGUUCCAUCACAACUCUGUCCUUCCCUAACCUCUCUCUGAGGAUAUCUUGUCAGUGAGUGACAGAAGUCUCUUUUCUAAGGCUCCCUGACAAGCCUUGGCAACUAGGUUGCAAUGCCCUAAGGCCCAGUUCCUAUUGUCUUUACUCUAGGACAGAAUCCUUAGAGCUGGCCCAGGUCUUUGAAGGUGAAGUAUGUUGGAGAGGGCUGUGAGAUGUGAAACUUGAGAGUGAAAGAAUGGAGGGAUUCAGACAGGAACAGAAAGUCAGAGACAGACUUGAGAAAGACAGUGAGUCAGGAGAAGCAGCUUUGGAGGAGGGAACCCCUGGAUUUUUACUAGCUGAGAGGGACCCACAACCCUGGCUUAGAAAACUGCUUUUAUGGAGUAAAUAGGUGGUUUCUUCAGUCUGAUGCUACCACACACCCACUUCUGGUCCAGGUGAUUCCUCCCUCUCCCACCCUGCCCCAAACUUUUGGAGUUGGGGAGAUUCAGGAGACCCUGUGAAGCCUGGACUAGCAGUUUUCCUGGGGCUGGGGGUGGGGGCUCUCUAGGGACUGGGUUGAGGGCAGUGAAAAGGAUAACUUCUGACCUCAGCCUGAUGGCUCUAAAUGACUAGGCUGCUCAAUUUACUUCCUGCCUCAACACCAGAGUUCUGUGCUUUGCAUUAUAAAUGUCUCCCCCACCCUAGAGCUAGGGAGAAUCCUCUUUGCUCCAGGAUGGGCAGAUCUUCUGGUGGUCCCCUUUCCCGUGUUGACUGCUGUUUAGAUCCAGGCCUCGGAAGAAGGGCAGAGAAGCACCUCUUCUGGCCCUUUUACUGCCCACCUGUUCUGAGGUUCUCGCCCCUAGGAAACUAGAGUUAGUAUCAACCUUUACUGAGGUUCCCUACUGUCUUUCCACCUGCAGAAACCAGGUGGCUGUUCUUUAUUUUUUCCUGAGGUGUGUGGGACAGGGAGAGAAGGUCCCAAAACCAUGGCCAGCCUCAGACUUAAGAAGUAGCUGCCCCUUUUGAUGCUGUGGGCUGUGAAUUCUGGGCUUAGAUACCAGCAACUGUCCCCUUGCAAUGCCCUGAAUUGCCCCUGUCAGUUUUUCUAGAUGUCAUUCUUUUUUCCUGUCUCUUCAUCUUGAUUUAUUUCUUACGAUAGUUCUGUCUCUUGAAACUUUCAAGGAUUUUUCCUCUAACACGAGUCACUCUGUCCACAUAGUCCUUUUCCCAUUACUUGGCCCUGGCUUUAUAGCCAGAGUACAACAGGGCUGGCUUCCUGCAUCCAGGUGCCUAUAGCUUCGUUGCCACGUGGGCAGAGGCCCCCACCCCCAAGGAGUAAACGAAAUUAUUUUUUAAAAAUUAAAACAAGAUGACAUUUUAAAAAUACGUUCAGCUCACUCAGAAGUCAGUGACUAAUAUCGCACCUUGUCCCUCAACCCUUUUUCAGGAGUCUUUCCCUAAACCCCACUUCAGUGGCCUCACGCCCAGCUACGCUGCGGCUUCCCAACACCUGAGAUUUCCAGAGUUCCCAUCUUCCAUGUCCCAGUGCUGAGGAGCUGAGUUUGAUACCUAGUAACUGUUUAAUGGGGACUGGAGCGAAGGAAGCCUGGAGAACAGGAGCCUACGAUCCUAAACCUUGUUUGCCUCCUGUUAAUGCCUCCCCUCACAAUUCCUUCAAGUCUUUAUACCCAAGGAUCAACACAAGCUGAUCAUGAGACUUUUCUAUCAUCCCACAGACACUGUCGCAUCUGAGUGUGGCAAUAUUUUAUGUCUAGAUUUUUAAGACCUGACACCGCUCCGUCCCCUGUUUGUUCGACUACAGAGCCACCAGAUCUUCUCAUACUAUACGGACUGUGUAUGUGCCUUUCACCCUUAGCAUGGUUCAAGGUUUUUCAAACCACAGAACUUGAACAAAUUAAGGAACCAGUGUAUUCAUGAAGUCCUAUGCAACCUAAGACAGGGAGUCAGAGUUUGCAGUGACAACUGUCAGAGACAUUGAGGAAAUGACCAGUUUGUGGAGUAUUAGCUAGACAUCAGUAUAACCAGCACUUCCACAAAAUUGUGUGCGUGUGUGAGUGUGCGUGUGUUGGGGGAGAUGCCCAUCUUUUUGUUCUAAGAAUUUGUUUUUAAAGGGUAAGCACUGUUCACAAGGGCAGCAUCACUCUUUCCCUGUUGAGUCUUGAGAGCAUGAACCUGCCCUUCCCUUGCCCCAAGUAUCACUUCCUGGUCCCCUGCUCCCCACUCUUUAUCCCACAAGGGCCAUUGUGUGUGUGUAUUUACCUGUACGGUUGUGACCGGUUUUAAGCAUACAUGUGCAACCAGGAAUCCACCAAUCCACCCCUUAGACAGAGCGCCUCCUCUCCUCUCUUAGAGGGCAUCACUGCCCCCCCCCCGGUGCUCCAGAUCUCGAAUGCCUUACUAAAUCCACAUGGCUUUGAACUAGGGGGCUUAAUGCAGACAAACCACCCACUUUCUGAUACCUAUGACUGUAGCCCUGCCACCUGGUUCCAAACAAAGCUAACAAGCUGUGUCUCUGUCAUAUGCUGAGCCCAGACUGUAGAAGGAACCUUCCUUAGGAUGUUUAAAAUGUGUAUUGGUGGACUCAAGGAUGCAACCACCUUGACGCUGUCAUGGUGUGUGUGUGUGUGUGUGUGUGUGUGUGUGUGUGUGUGUGUGUGUGUGUGUGUGUGUGUGUGUGUGUGUGUAAGUAACAGGACUCUUGAGUGUUAGACUGUAACGCUAUUCCUCUGUGGGGGAAAAAAUUAAUAUAAAAGAAAACACAAGAAAUAAAAAUCUAUUUAAAGCAUA
This is a messenger RNA of Phascolarctos cinereus (koala), 5040 nucleotides long. It is a transcript of the gene TP53INP2, whose product is annotated as tumor protein p53 inducible nuclear protein 2. Gene Ontology annotation, cellular component: autophagosome; nucleus. The record is from RefSeq and is a predicted model, not a curated record. NCBI's taxonomy places the organism in Eukaryota, Metazoa, Chordata, Mammalia, Diprotodontia, Phascolarctidae. Gene Ontology annotation, biological process: positive regulation of DNA-templated transcription; autophagosome assembly.